AAAAAAUAAAAAAGUUUAUUCAUUUACAGUAACCAUCCAUUAAUUAACGAUCCCCAAUAUACUAUUCAUCGGCUACACUACUAUUUCUUAUUUGUAAUGGUCUUAGAACAUGUUAAAAAUUCUAAUACUUUCACUUCGGUUACGUGUCCUUGUUGAAUAUUCCUGCUAUGGAAAAGGGUGUAACAAAUCGAAUAAAAAAUUCUAGAAAUAAUUAUUAGUCACAUUACUUUCUGUUCAUGGCGUAGAGUAUCAUGUGAUAUCUUGCAAUGGAAACGAAAGAAGAAAAAAAAUAAAUGAGUGAAAAAGCUGUCGGUAUUGAUUUAAGAACGUCAUAUUCCUGUGUUGGUGUUUGGCAAAAUGAUAGGGUUGAAAUUAUUGCCAAUGAUCAUGGUAAUCGUACAACACCGUCAUAUGUCGCUUUCACUAGAAAUUCUUAUUGGAGAAGCGGCCAAAAAUCAAGCUGUUAUGAAUCCACAAUUUCUUUAGUAGUAAUAAUGUUGGUGAUAGCGGUAUUUAUGCUUGCAACUAUGUUAGCAGGUGGAUUUUAUGUAAGACAUUUACCAACCGGCUUAACUUGGUUAAAAUAUUUUUCAUACAUAAGAUACUCGUAUUCUUUGCUUUUGCAAAUUCAAUUUGAUUCACCGAAAGUUCAAUUUAGAUGUGCUAGACCAGGAGAAUUACCUGCCGGAGAAUUAAGUAUGUGUGACACAGGAGACGAUGUUCCAAUGUCAAGUAUUCCCGGUAUUUCUAUAAUAGAGAAUCUAGGAUUAAAUGAUUUACCUUGGUAUACUAACCUAAUAGUAUUAUUAGGUUUCUGUAUUGUAGUGCGUGUUCUUGCUUAUUUUUCAUUACGUAAAAACAGUAGGAGAAACAAAGAAUAAUAAUAAUAGUUAUAAUAAU
Rhizophagus irregularis DAOM 181602=DAOM 197198 is the source of this 900-nucleotide messenger RNA. RefSeq lists its product as uncharacterized. NCBI's taxonomy places the organism in Eukaryota, Fungi, Glomeromycota, Glomeromycetes, Glomerales, Glomeraceae. The record is from RefSeq and is a predicted model, not a curated record.